AUGUCCUGUCGCUCCUACAGGAUCAGCUCAGGAUGCGCCGUCACCAGGAACUUCAGCUCCUGCUCAGCUGUGGCCCCCAAAACCGGCAAUCGCUGCUGCAUCAGCGCCGCCCCCUACCGAGGCUUGUCCUGCUACCGGGGCCUGACGGGCUUCGGCAGCCGCAGCCUCUGUAACCCCGGCUCCUGUGGGCCCCGCAUGGCUGUUGGGGCCUUCCGCUCGGGCUCCUGCGGCCGCAGCUUCGGCUACCGCUCCGGGGGCGUCUGUGGACCCAGCCCGCCCUGCAUCACCUCCGUGUCCGUCAACGAGAGCCUGCUCACGCCCCUCAACUUGGAGAUCGACCCCAACGCGCAGUGCGUGAAGCACGAGGAGAAGGAGCAGAUCAAGUGUCUCAACAGCAGGUUCGCAGCCUUCAUCGACAAGGUGCGCUUCCUGGAGCAGCAGAACAAGCUGCUGGAGACCAAGUGGCAGUUCUACCAGAACCAGCGCUGCUGCGAAAGCAACCUGGAGCCGCUGUUCAGUGGCUACAUCGAGACGCUGAGGCGGGAGGCCGAGUGCGUGGAGGCCGACAGCGGGAGGCUGGCCGCGGAGCUCAACCACGUGCAGGAGGCCAUGGAGGGCUACAAGAAGCGGUACGAAGAGGAAGUGGCUCUGAGAGCCACAGCUGAAAAUGAGUUUGUGGUUCUGAAGAAGGAUGUGGACUGUGCCUACCUGCGGAAAUCAGACCUGGAGGCGAACGUGGAGGCCUUGGUGGAGGAGUCAACCUUCCUGAAGCGCCUCUAUGAAGAGGAGAUCCGAGUUCUCCAAGCCCACAUCUCAGACACCUCGGUCAUCGUCAAGAUGGACAACAGCCGGGACCUGAACAUGGACUGUGUCGUGGCUGAGAUCAAGGCUCAGUACGAUGAUGUUGCCAGCCGCAGCAGGGCUGAGGCCGAGUCCUGGUACCGCACCAAGUGUGAGGAAAUGAAGGCCACGGUGAUCCGGCACGGGGAGACCCUGCGCCGCACCAGGGAGGAGAUCAACGAGCUGAACCGCAUGAUCCAGAGGCUGACGGCCGAGAUCGAGAACGCCAAGUGCCAGCGCGCCAAGCUGGAGGCCGCCGUAGCCGAGGCAGAGCAGCAGGGCGAGGCGGCCCUCACUGACGCCCGCUGCAAGCUGGCCGAGCUGGAGGCCGCCCUGCAGAAGGCCAAGCAGGACAUGGCCUGCCUGCUCAAGGAGUACCAGGAGGUGAUGAACUCCAAGCUGGGCCUGGACAUCGAGAUCGCCACCUACAGGCGCCUGCUGGAGGGCGAGGAGCACAGGCUGUGCGAGGGCGUGGGCUCCGUGAAUGUCUGCGUCAGCAGCUCCCGAGGUGGAGUCACCUGUGGGAGUCUCACAUUCGGCACCACCCCAGGGCGCCAAAUCACCUCGGGCCCCUCAGCCACUGGGGGCAGCGUCACAGUGAUGGCCCCUGACUCCUGCUCCCCCUGCCAGCCGCGCUCCUCCAGCUUCAGCUGCAGCAGCAGUCGCUCGGUCCGUUUCGCAUAACGCUGGGGUCUCCCCGACCAGCCACCUGCCUGCCUGCAGCUGCCCCAGCGCGGAGCGGUGUGUGAGUGGAAACUGUGUGCUUGCUUCCAGAAUCUUCCAGAUGUUCCGACAGGGGCAAAGAGCUUUGGGGCCUCUCUCCCCCACCUUAUCCCUCUGGGGAGCCAUCUCCCUGUUCCCCUCUGGUUUCCGUUCUAGAGUCAUCCUGAGCUCUCUGCUCUACUCCACCUUACCUUCAAAGUCCUCUGCCCCAUAUGUGUCUCCCACAACCUCUCUUGGAACAUCACCACUCCUCCAGGGUGGCUGGGCAGCGUGCAAGUUUGCCUUGCCAGGUCAAGGCAUGAUCCUAGUCACAUAGCUCUGUCCUCCACAGCCAAGAACCAGGGGGGAAGCCCCUUGCCCAGCAGCUCCUGCUCUUGGUCCCAAAGAUAUGACAAGCUACUACCUGUCACUGAUCGCGUUUCGCUCACCUUCCUUCCUCUGAGGUGACCUCAGACUCCUCGGGCGACCUGCCGGCAGAGAGGCCAGCUGUGCAGGGCAGCCUUCUGCCUCGUCCUGGCUUUACACCUUCACACAUUUCAAAAACCCCGAAUCUACUCUAUGUCUCCCCUUGCCAGGUGCAGGCAAAGACUGGUGGGGGGAUGGAGAGAACCUUG
Jaculus jaculus (lesser Egyptian jerboa) is the source of this 2177-nucleotide messenger RNA. Its product is annotated as keratin, type II cuticular Hb5. Lineage: Eukaryota; Metazoa; Chordata; Mammalia; Rodentia; Dipodidae. The record is from RefSeq and is a predicted model, not a curated record. Gene Ontology annotation, cellular component: keratin filament. The transcript has 9 exons. Gene Ontology annotation, biological process: intermediate filament organization; keratinization. Gene Ontology annotation, molecular function: structural constituent of skin epidermis. The coding region runs from base 1 to 1524 and encodes 507 amino acids.